AUGUUUUGCGCCCUGGAAUGGAUAUGCACGGAGUCAGCAACUGAAGCUGCUGGUUUCUUUAACCGAUGUUUGUUGCAAANAUGGAGUUCUUCCAGUGAUCGUUUUGAUGUUUAUUUAUAUACUGGUCUGGCCCUGGGAUCAACACUUUUACUGUAUUUGUCAGCGUUCUCCUGCUACCAAGCAACCAUUAACUCCUCAAGGAAUCUUCACAGAAAUAUGCUCGAAGCAGUUGUCAGGGCAACGGUGCAUUUCUUCGACACGAAUCCAUCUGGAAGGAUUUGCAAUCGAUUCUCCAAAGACAUUGGACUGAUGGACGAGACGUUAUUUUCUGCGUUCUUCGAUCUUUUAGAUAUCUUUUGGGGAACGUUCCUUUCAGUUGGAAUUCCUUCGGUGUCUAAUUUUUGGGUCGUAAUCGCUGCCGUUCCUCUCGCCGCGCUGGUGAUUUAUUAUGGGCUAUACUGUUUGCAAAUUUGCAGAGAAGUGUCACGACUUGAAGCCAUCAAUCGGAGUCCCGUGUACUCGCACUUUUCCCUAACCCUCGAGGGUAUUGUGAACAUAAGAACCUAUCAACAGCAGGAACACUUCGUCCAGGAAUUUUUCAGACAUCAAGACAACUUGAGUAAGACGUGGUUCACCUCGAUCGCUAUGGUCCGCUGGCUCCAUUUCCGGAUGGAUUGCAUCACGUCUUUGUUUCUAACAGUGGUGACUGCAAUAGCCGUGAUGACUUCACAACACGCAGGUGAGAAAAGAUUAUUGGUUUAG
Messenger RNA from Orbicella faveolata, 762 nucleotides. RefSeq names its product ATP-binding cassette sub-family C member 4-like. Gene Ontology annotation, cellular component: membrane. The record is from RefSeq and is a predicted model, not a curated record. Gene Ontology annotation, biological process: transmembrane transport. Lineage: Eukaryota; Metazoa; Cnidaria; Anthozoa; Scleractinia; Merulinidae. Gene Ontology annotation, molecular function: ABC-type transporter activity; ATP binding; ATP hydrolysis activity.